This is a messenger RNA of Eremothecium cymbalariae DBVPG#7215, 933 nucleotides long. It is a transcript of the gene MER1, whose product is annotated as Mer1p. NCBI's taxonomy places the organism in Eukaryota, Fungi, Ascomycota, Saccharomycetes, Saccharomycetales, Saccharomycetaceae. The record is from RefSeq and is a predicted model, not a curated record. Gene Ontology annotation, molecular function: RNA binding. Bases 1 to 933 code for a protein of 310 amino acids. The transcript has a single exon.
AUGAAUGGUCUGAAGAGGCAUCCAUUAGAAGAAAUUUCAAACUUUCCAUUGGAAGCUUUUGAAAAUACCAAAGACCCUUCAUACACUGUCCAACAAACAACUGAAAAGGGUGUCUUGGUUCAAGAAAGCUGUGGUGAAGUUAUUUUGAAGGACAGCUAUGACAGCUUGUUUCGCGAAGUCUCUACAAAAGUUAACAUAAAAAUUUCCAAAAUAGUAGCCAAGUUGCCAAAGGUAGCACAUAUAGUGGUCAGAAGAUGGGCUGCAAGGGACGGUAUAUCCAAAAGAUGCCUUCGUCUCUCUACUGAUACCAAGGAGAAUUCCGCCUGUAUUUCGGCCUAUGACACAAAUAAUGCCCUUUUAUCAUUUCAGGAUUUGGACAUUGAGCUUUUACAGCUCCUGAGUAACCUGAAAUGUGUAUCAAUAAUCCUUCCACCCAUGGUGCUAGCGCAAGUACAAUCUGGAUGCAUCACGUUAGAAACAAAUUUUCAAAUAUGGGCAGACACCCUGCGAAUAACAACAAGACCCAAUGAAUUAAUCAAAGACCUAUAUACGCUGGUAUCCUCUGAAUUCUAUUCAAUCGAUGCUUUACCCAUUGACCAACCUGCAUUGGAUUUAUCAACUGCGUCAACGUUAUAUUCGCGUAUCACAUCUGUUCCUGACAUAAUCACAGAAGAGCUCGAAUUAAACAAACCACAGAUAUCCUUCUUGAUUGGAGAAAACGGAGUUCGAAUAGAGCAUAUCAAACAGACCUCAUACGUUAUAAUUAAAGUGCUACCUAUAAAAAACAAGCUACAUACCCAGGAUAUCAAGAAUCCGGCGUCUGUACAUCAGAACGUUACAAUAACUGGCGAAUUAUACUGCGUAGCAAAGGCAUUGGCCGCAAUCCAUGCCUACAUAGACCUAUACAACAUGAACCUGAAGCACAAGUUUUGA